Messenger RNA from Exaiptasia diaphana, 3352 nucleotides. RefSeq lists its product as uncharacterized. Gene Ontology annotation, cellular component: membrane. The transcript has 16 exons. The coding region runs from base 30 to 3086 and encodes 1018 amino acids. Gene Ontology annotation, molecular function: antiporter activity. NCBI's taxonomy places the organism in Eukaryota, Metazoa, Cnidaria, Anthozoa, Actiniaria, Aiptasiidae. The record is from RefSeq and is a predicted model, not a curated record. Gene Ontology annotation, biological process: proton transmembrane transport.
GCGGACGACCUUGAGUUGAUUAUUUUGUAAUGGCAGGUUCAGGAAAUAUAGAGAUAGAGUAUGCUGAAAAUACCGAAGAUUCACUUAAUUCAAGYACUUUCUGUAAAAAGAAAUGUGGAUUUAUAUUUCCCCCGUCGGGUUUUCUCGCAAGGACUCUAACUAGGACAUUAAUCGUUGUCACCAGUUGGCUAGCACUUUGGUGUAUUGUAGGAGAGGAUUUGCUACCAGGUGGAAAUUUAUUUGGUCUAUUUAUAGUUUUGGUUUGCUCAUCGCUUGGUGGUUUUUUAGCUUCACAUAUUCCUUGUUUAGUGCUGCCUUCAUUGUUUGGCAUGCUUGUGGUUGGCUUCCUACUCCGUAAUGUCCCUUACAUUGACGUUGCUAAGCAUAUCGACAAUCGUUGGUCCGCUACUUUAAGAAGUAUAUCUCUUGUUGUGAUUUUGAUCAGGUCGGGUCUAGAGCUUGAUCCUUUAGCUUUGAAAAGACUCAAGUUCACAUGCAUUCGACUGGCUUUUGGACCUUGUAUCUGCGAGGCUGUCACUGUUGCUGUUAUAGUAAGAUAUUUACUGGAUAUGCCAUGGUUAUGGGGAUUGCAACUAGGGUUUGUCCUUGGAGCUGUUUCACCAGCUGUUGUUGUACCUCAACUGUUAGUUCUUCAAGAGAAAGGUUAUGGUGUGCAGCAAGGUAUUCCUACUCUUGUCAUGGCAGCUUCCUCAUGUGAUGAUGUCUUGGCAAUCAGUUUGUUUGGGGUCUUCAUCGGCAUUGCAUUCUCUCAAGGUAAUUUGUACUUCAACAUUUUUCGUGGUCCUAUUGAACUUGUACUAGGUAUUGUGAUUGGCUCAGUAGUUGGUUUUCUAUGCUGGUACCUUCCUAACAAAGAAGAGGCUGAUAGAUCCAGGGUUCGUUUUGUUUUGCUAUCAUGUUUAGCACUUCUGUCAUUGUUUGGAUUCAAUGCAGUGGAACUAUCAGGAGCUGGUGCACUUGGUAUUCUAACCAUGGCAACUAUUGCUGGUUAUGGAUGGGGAGAUACUGAACAGGCAGUGGCAGGAGCUAUGGCCAUUGUAUGGGAGUUUUUCCAGCCAUUAUUAUUUGGUUUAAUAGGCACUGAGGUGUCCCUAGACUACUUGGACGGUAGAUUCAUAGGYAAGUGUGUUGGUGCUCUGGCCAUCUGUGUCUCAGUUCGUAUGUUAGUAACAUUCCUUUUGAUGGCUGGAAAUAACYUMACCAACAAAGAAAAGGCAUUUGUAGCUAUUGCAUGGCUACCAAAGGCUACUGUUCAGGCUGCUAUUGGAUCAUUAUCUCUUGACAUAGCAAGACAGAGAGGUUAUACAGGAAAGAUACAAGAAAUCUAUGGAAUACAGAUUGUUACUAUGGCAGUGCUGUCUAUUUUAUUAACUGCACCUGUAGGAGCUGCUGCUAUUGCCAUUACAGGACCACAUCUCAUGAGGAGAGUUGAACCUGAACAACAGCAAGAAAUGGAAGUUAGGGAUCAAUUUUUACCAAAUCAGCUGCACAAUGAAGAUACCUUGUCAAAAAGAGUAAAAUCCAUCAUGGAUACCCAAAAURCUACUAGUAAAGUGACAGUCGAUGGCGAAGCAGUUGAGAUUCACGUCUCAGCACCGCCUACAAGUCGUUUCAAAACCACCAUGCAAUCACUUGGUUGCACAUGUCCACCUUCAAGCUAUAUAACGAAGUUAAUAACAUGGAUAAUUCUUAUAACGCUUUUGUGGUCAGUUCUUUGGGCUGUGAUUGGUCAAGAUGCCCUCCCUGGUGGAAAUGUUUUUGGUAUUUUGACAGUGUUUGUAUUUGCAUCAAUUCUUGGAGUUGUUGUUGAGUAUAUUCCAAAAUUUUCAUUACCACCACUUMUUGGUAUGCUCAUAGCUGGUUUCUUACUGCGCAAUGUUCCUGGCAUUGACUUUGCAUCCCACAUUAAUAAGAAAUGGUCAUCAACUAUAAGGAGUAUUGCCCUAGUGGUUAUACUAAUUAGAUCAGGACUUGGAUUGAAUACUGAUGCGCUUAAAAGACUUAAAUACACAGUAUUUCGACUAGCUUUUUUACCAUGUAUCAUUGAAGCAUUAGUUACUGGAGUAAUGGCACAUUUUUUGCUGAACAUGAGAUGGCAGUGGGCAUUUCAACUGGGGUUUGUUGUUGCAGCAGUUUCAUUAGCAGUGGUAAUCCCAUCACUUCUUGAACUACAAGCAAAUUAUUAUGGAACAGAGAAAGGAAUCCCAACACUUGUUAUGGCCUCAGCUUCUUUUGAUAAUGUCUUGUGCAUCAGUGGGUUUGGUGUGUGCCUUGGUCUAAGUUUUCAUUCAGGUAACCUGGUGUUCAAUAUAUUCCGUGGGCCAAUAGAGCUAGUAAUGGGCAUUGGUUUUGGAUUAUUUUGUGGUAUCAUGUGUUGGUGGUUUCCAGAUAAACAAGAGGAGAAUGUUUCAGCAACAAGAUUUUCGAUUCUAUUUGGUUGUGCAMUGCUAUCAGUAUUUGGUAGCAAUGYUGCUAAAUUUUCUGGUGCUGGAGCUCUUGGUGUUCUCACCAUGUCAACUGCUGCAGCUGUUGGCUGGGGUAAACAAGAAAAGAUUCCAAUUGCUAAUCUGACUGCAAUUAUCUGGAUGUUGUUUGAACCACUGCUUUUUGGAUUGGUUGGUGCUGAAGUCAGCAUACAGUACAUGGAGAAAAAUCUUAUAGGCAUUGGUUUUGGUAUACUGGCAGUAUCGUUGUUUUUCAGACUUAUUGUAACUUACAUAGUUCUUGCUGGAAAUAAUUUGACUUUAAAAGAGAAAAUAUUCAUUGCAAUUUCUUGGCUUCCUAAAGCAACUGUGCAGGCUGCCAUAGGAUCUGUUUCUUUAGACACAGCUCGGCAUGCAGGACUUGAAGGAAGUUAUCAAGAGACUUAUGGAAUACAGAUUCUUACAAUUGCUGUGCUGUCUAUUCUUGUCACUUCUCCAGUUGGUGCAAUAGGAAUUACUCUUGCUGGACCCAAGAUGCUUUUGCAGAGCUUACCACCAUCAGAGGAGCAAGACAAAAUAGCAAAUGAGGAUGGUGUUAAUGAUCAAUCAGCUAAUCUUGUACAGACAGAAUCAGCUCUAUGACAUUGUCAAUCUACAUUUCUACCAUUAAUACUGAUAAAACUUGAUUGAGAAAUGAUAAUUAUAAGACAAAAAAUUAUUUUAUGUGACUUAUAUGAUAAAGAAAGUUAAUCCAAGCUAAGAAUAUGCAAAUCAAGACGAUUCUGUUGUAUAUGCAAAUUCUUUCACGKUCAUGAUUACUGAUUCUCAUAAAUUAUUGAUCAGUAUGAUAAAGUUAAGUAAUKCCSUCAAACCGUGAAAAUUGCAUUAAAAAACUGAAUUUGAAGUGA